This is a messenger RNA of Aethalodelphis obliquidens (Pacific white-sided dolphin), 11780 nucleotides long. RefSeq names its product synaptopodin (gene SYNPO). Bases 7836 to 10517 code for a protein of 893 amino acids. Gene Ontology annotation, molecular function: actin binding. Gene Ontology annotation, cellular component: Z disc; spine apparatus; nucleus. Gene Ontology annotation, biological process: spine apparatus assembly; positive regulation of actin filament bundle assembly; modification of dendritic spine. The transcript has 3 exons. NCBI's taxonomy places the organism in Eukaryota, Metazoa, Chordata, Mammalia, Artiodactyla, Delphinidae. The record is from RefSeq and is a predicted model, not a curated record.
CAGUGGGCGAGGGUGGGUGGUGCCCCGUCUCCUCAGGCCUCUCCUGACCAGGUGCCCCCAGGAGCCCUUUCAGCUCAGACCUCCAGGGUCAUCAGUUUGAUGGGUUUGGAAAGGUGGGCCUGAAGAAAGGGCGCCUGAUGGGCCACAGUCUAGCGAUGCCUUUUCCUGCUUGUCCCCAUCUUGGUGUCCUCCUCUCUCUUCCCUGAGAAAUCCCUGAAAGGGUAGCUGGUGCUAUUCUUAGCAUGACAGGAUGGCGAGCAGAGAAUGUGCUAGUGCAUUAUUUAUGCCUCUGAGUCAACAGGAUUGCACUCAGGUCUCCCAGAACACGGCCCUCCCCAGCGGCCUUCAUCAGUGUCUUCCCAGGACCCGUGACCCAUCCCUCUGGCCCCGAGCAUCUCUGCUCUGUGCGUCCAGCCCCCACGCUGGGAAAUGGGUCAUGAAAGACAAUGAUGAGCUGGGAUCAGGAAGAAGUUCGAGACGAUAUCUCAUUUCUCACCCAUUCGGGUGCAUAUUAAUCGAGCCUACGACACGUGGUAGGUGUGGGUGCCCUGAUGACCGCUUUGUGGGUUCCUGCCUUCCAGGAGCUCACACUUUAGCCUGCAAGUUAGUGGCGCUCCAGCAUUGCAGAAGCGUGUGUACCAGGCGAGAUGCUGGGUACUUUGCACAAAAGACCUUAUCCUCACAAUCACCCCGAAGGAUAGGAAUUAGGAGACCCCUUCGCAGAGGAGGAAACUGAGGCUUAGCAUAGACAAGGUAGUGAUCUGCUCAGGUGGGAUCUGGACUCAGGUUGGCUGGAACAGAAACACCAUUCCACAUCAAACGGUAGCAUGGAGCAUAAGGGCUUUGGGAACCCCCUGCCCUACCCAGUGAGAAGGGUAUUUCAGCUGGAAGGAAGUUAACCGGCUGAGGUUGUCCCAUUGUCAGCGAACCCCAAGUGACUGGAAAAGUCAGUGCACCUGGAGUGGAAGGACUGUGUUUGCUGUGUACACAGUGCACACUGUGGGCUGGGCUGUGACAAGGCCCCGAGGUGGCGCAUCUAACGAAGCUGGCCCAAGGACUCUGGCUGGGAGCCAAAGACCUGUGUUCUGUGAGAUUCUGGCCAGGCCCCCUGACCUUUCUCUGCCUCAGUUUUCUAGUCUUUAAAAUAGCAUCACAAUCCCUGCUCUACUUCUUUCUCUGACGGAUGUGAAGCUGCUAGGAAAACUAUAAACGUGUGUGCAUGUUCAAGGAUGGUGUAUCACUACAUAGAAUUACUUAUGUAAACAUAUUUUCUCAAACUUAUUUUUUGUUGACGUGGGUCUAUCUGCCAGCCUAUGUUCCAAGCAUUGCCCUCUAUGUUCAUUUAAUUAUAAACACAUUUAUAAAAUCAUGAGCUCUAAAGCCCCCUGGGUCCCCAACCUAGCUGUGCUUCAGAACCCCUCAGGGAGACUGUUAACGUGCAUAUUCUGUGGUCCUGGGUCUGGGGCGGAGCCCAGGAAUCGGCAUGUUGGACACACUCCCUGAGAAAUUCUGCCGCACCCACAGGUUUCCGAUCUGGGCCAGAGAGGGGACAGGACUCGCCUGAGGCCUCGCAAUGCGUUGGAGACCAGGUUGCAGCUAAAACCCAGGCCUGAAGCUCGCAGUCUGGCCUUUUCCUUCUUCUCAUCAGCUGCCCCCUGAGGUCCCUAAAGGCAUGAAGCCAGGGAUGCGGAUGACUGUGAUGAGCGAUGAUGCCAGAAGCGGCUGAUCCUGUUUACAGUGCUGUGCUAGGCAUUUUCAUGGCUUUUCUAUUUAACUGCAGUAGGGGUAGAAAAGGGGACAUGCUCCACAGCAACGUGCUCCCUUGGGACAUUUGAGCAGCAGGUGGCUGAUUUUAAUGUAGCCCUGGAAAUGGGAAACCAUGACUGAGGUGCAGAGAUACGGAGAAGUGAAUUUGAAACCACGCCAUCGGGGCACUUGCCCUCUAGGCAAGGGUGGUCUGGUAACUCAGAGACAGGGCAGGCUGGCAGGAGGGAGACACAUAUGUCCGCUCAUAAGGUGUGUACCCGCUGCACGUGCAUCUGCGUCAGUGUGCCACCUGAGUACCUGUGUGUCUCCACAUGCAUACCGACGGGCGCUAUGCGUGCACACACGGGUGUGUAGGUUCUUCCCCCUCUACGGGUGCACACGCAAAGAGCACCUUUGUGUGUGGGUGUGUGUGCAGAGGAAGAUAUACUAUUGCUGGCUAGGCUCUCACCAGCAUGAGGGAGCUGUCCAGAAUGUGCGUGUUGCAGGGGGUGUGUGUGUGCGUGUGCGCACAGGCACAAAUGGUUGCAAUGCAGGGGGAUCCCUGAGACCCUGCAGGCCACUAGAAAGACCACUAGAGAAGCUGGUUUCCUUAUUCAUGUCCCACCUCCACAUCACGUGCACCAUCCUCAACCUGCCAGGUGCGAGCCUGCCUAGGGACCUUAGCACUAGCUGUUCCCUCUGCCUGGUCUUUCCUCCCCUAGAAAUGCACAAGCCUCACUCCCUCACCUUCUUCACUCCGAUGGGACUUCUCAGUGAUGCCUCCUUUGAUUACCUUAUUCACCUUUGCACACCACUCCCCACCCUGUGCAGUCUGUAUAUCUCCCACCCCUGCUUUAUUUUUCUCUACAGAAUUUAUUAUAGAAUAGAAUAAGAUUAUAGAUAUAUAAUAUAAUAAGAUAAUAAGAUUAUAGAAAUAGUCUUAUUUUUUGGCUCCCGUGCUAGAAUGCAAGCAGGGCUUUAUCUGUUUCUCUUCAUGGCUGUGAACAGUGCCUGGCCCUUGGUUGGUGUGCAAUAAAUAUCAGUUGAGUGAAUGAGUUCAUACACCACCUAUACUUGUUUUCUUUAAACUGUCUAACUUUUGUUGCUGAAAUAUCCACUUUUACCUCUCCCUAAGCAGUACUGUACCUUUGAUGGAUUUAUUAUCCUCCUUUUCUAAUACACGUGAAAUUUACAUAACUAGUAAGAUGUUAUUAAGUAUCAGGGUACCACUUAAAUCCUUUUGCUCCCACUAGAGGUGUGGGGGUACCACACUCUAGGAAUCACUGGUCCAGGCCAAUCCCUUCUCUGAAACAAACACAUGGACAAACUGAAACCCGAAGAGGGUCAGGAACUAGUCCAGCACCUCACCCAUAUUGUGACAGAACAGACUGGAACCAAAUCCCCUGACCUCCAGCCUGCUUUCCUUUUGCAGUUGGAGGGACAAGGGGACGGUUCAGCCUCCCUCUGGCUGGAGACUCCUCCAGCUGGAGGGGAGCCACACAUGCCUGGUAACCGGCGAAUGGCAUGAGGGGAUGGCAGGGUCGGUAGCUUCCUGCCCGCUCAGGACCACAGCACCCUCCUGGCUGCAGGACUGCGUACUGAGUGGUGGGAGCCUUGGCCAUACCUUCCCUCCCAGGAGUCUGGGUCUGGGGCCAUCCAAGGGGGCCUGGGUGCUCACAUCCAGUAAGAGGCAGACCUGGUAUCAAACCUGGUUCUCUCCUGCUACAGCACAGUUAGCUAGAGGUUGACACUGGGGUUCCCUUGCUGAGAGGAUGCUGGAGGGGGAGGGGAAGGUUGGGCUGUGCCUGACUAUGAGCAGAAGAGGGAGACCAGCUCCAGGGAGGGCUGGAGAAGGUAGGGAGACAGACAGCGCCCUAGCCUGGUACAGUUAUACAAAGGUAGGUUUGUGCAAAAGGCUGAAGUUAAAUCCCCCUCAGGUGUGCACAAUGCUUUAUGCUAUAGAAAUAAUUUGUGCAUCUCAUUUGCUCAGCAGUGACUCUGCAAAGCAGCUAUAAUCAUCCCUGGUUUACUGAUGAGGAAGUUGAGACUCAGAGGUGAGGUGACUUACUAAAGGUAGCCCGCACAGGAUGCUUUGUUGAGCAGGACGUGGGAAGGGAACAGGCUGCACCUCUGGUUGGAUUUGGUAAAGGAGGGCUGUCUGGGGGAGGACAGACAGGCUGAAUAGAUAUGGGAGUAAGAGGCAGGAGUGGAGAGGGUAGACCACUCACUGGCCAAACUACUUUCGCGAAUCAUAAAACCUUUCUGAGCCUCAGUUUCCUCAUCUGUAAAAUGGGUAUGACAGUACUUCCAGUUCACAGCUUGCAAAGAUAAAUCAAAACAUAAUGUAGUAAUGCCUGGAACAUAAGAGGCGCUCAGUAAACAACAACCUGAGUAGUAAAAGUGAAGGGCGCCCAGCCUCUGGCGAGUUUGCCCUCGGAGGUCACCUGCCACAACCGAAAGAUUCUCAGCACCUUUCCCAGCACCUUCUUCAGCAGAUAUGAGUGAUCCUGAGAACAAAAGAGGGUUGAGAGGCCUGGGGGAGCGGUGAGGGGCUGCAGGCAGCUCGUCUAUCCCGGGGCCUGGCAGUGAGGAUGCCUCAGGGAGAAGCAGCAGCGUCCCCAUCCCUGCCCCAGCCCAGGAUGGGGCUCUGCUCUACAGGGUGGGGAGGCGAGCUGGGACUGCAGCGUGCUGGGGCCGUCAUUAUCAUUCCUCCAGCAUUUUUUUCUCCCCGUUAUUUAUUUUUCUGUGAGGAAGGAAUGUGGGGAAUUUACCACAGGGCGCUGGCCUUGCUUUGGGCAGUGCAGCGGCCUCUUCUAUGAGAGGGAAGCAGCAGAGACAGAUGGCUGGGGAGGUGGAGGCGGAGGAGGGUCCUGGCUGAAUCUGUGGCCCCGGUGGGGCGGUUAUGUAACCCACCCGGAGGCCCAGGGCAGAUACCACGGUGCUUCUGAGCUCUAGGCAUGUGCAUUCCCAUGUACAUAGCUCCCUUGGAACUCUACCUGGACCACCCCAGUCACCCUUAGCCUCUGGGCAAGCCCAGUGGUGGAAGUGUUCCUCUGUCAGAGGUGCCUUCCUCUCCAGCUGUCUUGACUGGAGGUGUGAGUGGAGGGGUGUAGAGGAUGGGGUGGGGACCACCUUGAGCCUUCCAGCCUCCACUGGCCUGUCCCAUUGCUUGAAAUACUUCCACAUCUCCAUCUUUCAAGACCUAGGGCAUAUGCCGCCUCCUCCAGGAAGACUUCCCAGAUUUCUUCAUCCUCGUUCAUCUAUCUCUUAAGCUCUGUAUUCUCCUGGCACUCGAUGGAAUAUUCUGCCUCUUGGAUCUAACACUGCCAUUUGAGGUUUCAUCUCCCUCUUCACCCAAAGUCUUGUUGCUACCUCCCUCCUUCCUCUCUCCCCUUCCUCGAGGAACCACCCUCUAGAUCUCUGAUCUAGAAUCUCCAUAACUCUGGGAUCUAGACACAUCGAGAAUUUGUCUCCUGGGGUGAAUGGUGGAGUGAAAUGUGAAGGUAGAUUUGGACUGUGGGAGUGCUCAUCCUUCAGUCAUUUGUUUAGUCAACACUUAGUGAACCCCUCCUGGGUGACGGCCUCUGCUGAGUCUGGGGAAUUUAGAGAGAAUGGGACCAACUCCAGCCCCAGGCUGCCCCAGGGCCAAGAGGAAGGGCUGUAUCUUUGUCGAGGGCCUUGGGCUGGGUGCUGGGGACCCUGAGAUAGACUAGGCUCAGCCCUGCUCCUGGCAGAGGCAUAGUUUAGGGGAAAUGCUCUCUCUCCCGCUCUGGCUCACCACCUUUACGUCUCCUGGAUUCACUGUUUUCUCUGGAAGGGUAGGGUGUGGUAGUCCUUUCUGUACUCUCAAGGCUCCCAGGGCUAGGAUGAUGGAGGCUGAUGCAGCAGGAGAGGGCUUGGGGGUCGCGGGGGAAGCCUGGCUUACCAGGGCUGGACUGGGGGAGGUGGGAGCCUGGGUCUGAACUCGGCUCCCGGUGAACCAGCCCUUUCCAGUUUGUUGUGCACCUGGAACUGAACCUGCCUCUCUCUGGGUCACCAUUUCCAAGUCCCUGAAAAUCUAACUGUAGAUUAGUGUUUAGGCCAGUAGAGCAGGCAGGAGGAAGGUGGUGGCUCCCGGCCUUUGGGAGAGGAGGACCGCAUAGCAGGGCCCUCAUCAGCCAGCAGUGAGCAGUGCCUGUGGCCUACAGGGAUACCUGCUAGCCAACACCCAUGCCGACCUGACUUAGCCCACCCACCCUGCCCUGCAUGAUCCCGAACCCCUGUCAGGGAGAUACCAGGAGUUGGGCCAGUCCCAGCCUCCUUCCCCUUGGGCCUUGGCUCCUGAGCUUCCUCAACCCGUUGUUUCCUUCAAGCCCUGCUCCUGCUGCGAGACCCCUGGGCCCGGUCGAGUAGGGGAGGGGCACUGAUCGAGGAGUCUGGAUGGAUUGAUGAAAGCUUCCUGGAGGAAGUGGCAGUUGGGCUGGGCCUGGGACAGUAGGUGGGAAAGUGAGUGUGCUUUGUGGGCUGAGCUCUUCAGAAGGAGGGGCCCAGGCUUGGGAUCAGUCAGACUCCCGGCUCCAGCUCUGCUCUGCCUGUCCCUUGCUGGCUGUAAGACCUGGGGUGAGUUGGCUAAUUCUCUGGGUCUCGUUUUCCUCAUCAAUAAAACAGAGGUAAGGGGGCCUCUUUUAUGAGUUGCUGUGAGGAUUCAGUGAGAAAAUAUAUGCUAAACCCUUAGCUUGGCAGCAUCUGGAGCUCCUCAUGUGUUGGCUGUUGUCAUCUUCAUUGACUCCAUCCUUUCUGCAAGCCCCCGGGGAAGGUGUAGGGGACAAGGCGAAGCAGUUGAGGGCCCUGUCCCCCGGCUCUUGCACUCUCUGGGGGAAGAUAAGACCCAGACCCUGACUGCUGCAAAGCAAGAUGUUGGGAGGAGGCAGCAGGGCCCAUGUGAUGGGUCCUGGGCUGGGUGCGGGGCCACCCUGGGUUCGAAUCCCAACUCUGCCUCUGGCUAGCUGUACCACUUAAGUCACUUCACCUCUCUGAGCCCGUUUCUCCUCUAACAUGGAGAUGAGGGGACUGCUGACCUCCUGGCUGCUGUUAAUGAAGCCAGGGCCUGGCAUGGGGCAUGUGGUGAGCACGCCCCGGUGAAAACUCUGACUAAAACAAAUAAUAUGCCAAGUGAUGAGGUUAUUAAGCGGUGCAGAUAAAACACUGAUGAUCUGGGGAUUGAGCGUGUAGAAAGGAUAGGAGACAGAGACGGGUUCCGGGUGGAGAGAUGGGCGCAAACCCACAGCGGAGGUUGGAACUCGCAGGGCAGGCGUGGCACCACGAGCCGCUGGACUCCCUCUGACGGUUGCUGAGGGCGCAGGGAGCAGGUGAGCGAGCUCUCGGGCAGACCCUGACAUCAGGGACCAUGAAUGCCAGGAUGAGGACUGGCUGCUUGAGCCCCCAUGUCCUGGAGAGGAGGAGAGAGGCCCCGACACAGAGUGGAGCCAGGCAGGAGGAAGACGGAUCUGGCAGCGUGGGGUGGGUAGAUUGUCGGGGGAGAGACUGGGGGCGGAGGGACCAUUUAAAAGGCUGUUGCGAAAUCGGUUUUCCUGAUAAAGAGCUAGGCUGAGUCAUCUGUGGAGGAGAGAAGUCACAUCCAGCUCCUCCGCGUUGCCGUCAACGUGGGAUUUUCCUCUGUGUCAGCUAGUCGAUUGGCUGCCUUUCGCGGAGGCUUUGAGAAGCAAGGCCGGCUCAGCAUUCGGAGGGAAGCUGGGCUGCAGGGAGGACCCAGCCGGACGCUGGGCCGGAGCACUAGCCUCACUGAGAAGGAUCUAAAAGAGGCCAAGGCGAGGAGCCAGCAGAUCGCAGCCCAGCUGACCACCCCUCCCAGCUCCAACUCCCGCGGCGUCCAGCUCUUCAACAGGCGCCGGCAGAGGGUGAACGAGUUCACCUUGGAGAGCCACGGCCAGAGGGGACAGAAGCCCGGCCAGGAGUCCCUCAGGGUGCCCCCCGCCAGCCCCACAGGCCAUGCCCCAGGGCUCAGCCUGAGUCCCACCUCCCUCCCUGAACCAGGCCCUCCGAGAAACCCCGCCUGCCAGAGCGCUGACACAGGGGUCCCUGGUCACAGCAUGGAGGGCUCCUCAGAGGAAGCCAACUUGCUGCGGCACCUGGAGAAGGUGGCCAGUGAGGAAGAGGAGGUACCACUGGUGGUUUAUUUAAAGGAGAACGCGGCCCUGCUGACGGCCAAUGGGCUCCACCUGUCCCAGAACCGAGAAGCCCAGCAGACACCCCCAACUCCACCUCCGGCGGAGGUCCACAGCCCAGCCACAGAUGCCAGCCAAAACCCUCCCUCACCCGGCGCCACGCUCAUCACUCCAGCUUCCAACAGCAACCACAACCUGCCAGCCACAGAUGUCGAUCAGAACCCACCGGCAACUGUCACCCCGCAGAGCCUGCCACUGUCCAGCGUCCAGCAGAAUUCCUCACAGGCACAGCUCCCGCCGAAGGGUGCGGUGCCAGAUUUCAAACCCAGCACCCCGUGUGCUGGUGGGCAACCCCAGGAGCCAGCCGCGGAGGUGAGAUCCAGCACCCUGCUAAUUGACAAGGUAUCGGCUCCACCUACCACCACCAGCACCUUCUCCAGAGAAGUGACUCCCAUCUCCAGCUCCAGGUCCCCAGCCCCAGAUUUCGUGUCCAGCUCCCUGCUCAUCGACAUCCAGCUUGGUGCCCCAGUGGCAUCCACAGAACAAGAGAUGUCUGGGCGGGCAGCUGCCACCACGCCCACCAAACUGUACAGCGAGGUCCACCUCACGCUGGCCAAGCCCCCAUCUGUGGUCAACAGGACGGCCAGGCCCUUUGGGAUUCAGGCACCGGGCGGCACGAGCCAGAUGGAACGAAGCCCCAUGGUAGAGAGACGACAUCUUGGAGAGAAGGGUCCCGCUCCCCGGCCCCCCAGCGUGGCAGACAGGAGCCCUCGGCCACAGAGACACAUCAUGUCCCAUAGCCCCAUGCUGGAGAGGAGGCCCGUGGCACAGCGAAGCCCCGCCUUGGAGAGACGCCCCUUGGGGAACUUCACCCCGCCCCCAACCUAUGCCGAGACCUUGUCCACAGCCCCCCUGACUUCCCGGGUUAGGUCUCCCCCCUCUUACUCUGCCCUGUACCCCAGCUCCGACCCCAAGCCUUCUCAUCUAAAGGGCCAGGCGGUUCCUGCCAGCAAGACGGGCAUUUUGGAGGAGUCGAUGGCCCGCAGGGGCAGCCGGAAAUCCAUGUUCACCUUCGUGGAGAAGCCCAAGGUGACCCCGAAUCCGGACCUGCUGGAUCUGGUACAGACAGCGGACGAGAAGCGGAGGCAGAGGGACCAGGGGGAGAUGGGCGUGGAGGAGGAGCCCUUCGCGCUGGGGGCCGAGGCCUCCAACUUCCAGCAGGAGCCCGCACCCCGGGACAGGGCCAGCCCCGCAGGUGCCGAGGAGAUUGUCCCCGAGUGGGCCUCAUGCCUCAAGUCACCGCGUAUCCAGGCCAAGCCCAAGCCCAAACCCAACCAGAACCUCUCCGAGGCCUCUGGGAAGGGGGCCGAGCUCUACGCCCGCCGCCAGUCCCGCAUGGAGAAGUACGUCAUCGAGUCUUCGGGCCACGCGGAACGGGCCCGCUGCCCUUCACCCACCAUGUCCCUGCCUUCGUGCUGGAAGUACCCCACCCACGCGCCCGGCGGCUUCCGAGUGGCGUCCCGAAGCCCCGCUCGAACCCCACCUGCCUCCCUCUAUCACGGCUACCUGCCUGAGAAUGGGGUCCUGCGCCCAGAGCCCUCCAGGCAGACACCCUGCCAGCUGCGGCCCUCACUCUUUGUCCUCUCACCCAUCAAGGAACCUGCCAAGUCCUCGCCCACAGCCGCCUCGCCUGCCAAGCCGAGCUCCCUGGACCUGGCGCCCAGCCUGCCCAAGGCGGCCCUCCCAUCGUCGCCUGCCCUGCCUCGGCCCUCCCGCUCCUCCCCCGGCCAGGAUGGCCUCCAGCCCACUGCCCUGAGCCCUACUUACAGCAGUGAUGUCUCGCCCGUGUCUCCCUCCAGGGCGUGGUCUCCCCGAGCCAAGCAAGCCCCCAGGCCCUCCUUCUCCACCCGGAAUGCCGGGAUCGAGGCUCAGGACCGCCGAGAGAGCCUGCCCACCUCCCCGCCCUGGACGCCGGGCGCGUCCCGGCCCCCCAGCAGCCUGGACGGCUGGGUGAGCCCGGGGCCGUGGGAGCCGGGCCGCGGGAGCAGCUUGAGCAGCCCCCCGCCGCUGCCGCCGCCGCCGCCGCCCAUGUCCCCCUCGUGGAGCGAGCGCUCCGUAUCCCCUCUGCGACAUGAGACCGAGGCGCGGCCCCCCAGCCGCCAGCUGCAGGCGCUCCUGGCGCGAAACAUCAUCAACGCGGCCCGGCGCAAGAGCGCCUCCCCGCGGCCGGCGGGCGCUGAGAGCCUUCGGCCCUUCUCCCCGCCGAGAGCGCUGCCACCGCCGCCACCGCCGCCGCGCAUGCGCUCGCCCCUGCCGUCCCGACCCGGCCAGGCCGCGGACCCCGGGACAACGUUCGCUCCCAUCCCCCGGAACCCACUGCCCGCCGGGCCCUCGCCCUGCGCUAGUCCCCGGAGCCCGCUGCCCGCGCGACCCAGGCCCUUCCCCUACCGCCGCUCGCCCACGGACUCCGAUGUGUCCCUCGACUCCGAGGACUCUGGGGCUAAGUCGCCCGGCAUCCUCGGCUACAACAUCUGUCCCCGCGGAUGGAACGGCAGCCUGAGGCUCAAGCGUGGCAACCUACCCACGGAGGCCUCCUGCACCACCUAAAGGCUUCCCCGCCCACACCCCAUCCCUGCCCCGGGAGAGCCGAGCGAGAAGAAGUGUCGUGGGGCUUGGGAGCUCCCAGCACCAUGUCCCCAAGGGUCUGGCCUCUUUGAUAGCCCCAGAGAUAAGGGGUCAGGGGAGGAGAGCUCUGGGCUUGGAGGUGGGGUGGUGAUCCAAGCUUGGGUUCUAGCCCUUGCUCUGUCAUUCAGUCAUUGUGGGAAAGACCCUUCUUCUGCUCCUCAGCUUUCCCAUCUGUUUAAUAGAGCUUUGGCCAAGGCAAUCUCCAAACUUCUAAAUUACCCCUUCUAUCAGUACACACACACUAGUGCCUUGGAAGAGGCAGGGUGUUGUAUGUAUGGACCCCUAGACUUGCUGCAUUGCAGGGUUCCAUACUCUCCACCCCCCCCCCCCUCCUGGCUCUGAUCUCUGGAGUCUGGUAAAUGAGGGGUGUGUUCAGAGGAUCGUACGCCUGGGUUCCUUGUCCAGGCCCUGGCUUGACCAUCUGCCUCCCUGGCACCAAGUCCCAGGCAGGAGCAGCUGUUUUCCAUCCCUUCCCAGACAAGCUCUAUUUUUACCAUGGUGACCUUUAGAGAGGGUCUCCCAGGCCAGCUCAAGGUGCCCUGCUGGCUUCUCUGGAGAGAAGAGGAGGGAAGAUUCCUCCUCUCAGAUCCCUCUCAGUCUUUUCUCCAUCCCAAUUCAGGCUUCCCAGGGUCUCCAGGAAUGAUGCUAUAGGUGUCUCCAACCCAUCUAUCCCUUCCGGGCCCUUUCAUGGCAGGCUCUGGGCUCAAAGCUGAGCCGGGCAGAGAAGAGUUGAUACGGAGCUAUCUGGUAUCCUCUGGCUUUACCUGGUAGCCCUGAAUUUGAGGUUGCCCAUUUGGAAAGAGGGAGGCAAAGAGUUCUUUGUUAUGGGUGGUAUGCCAGCAGUGGCCAGGAUGCAUAGAGGAGAUUCUAGUAGGGAAUGGACUGGCUCAGAUGACCUCUGGGGGCUCUUCCAGUCCUGAAAUGCAUUCCACAGUAUUAGGAAGGGAGGGAGAGUAGUGCUGGAGGAUUGGCUAGGGAGAUGAGCUUGGGUGGGUGAGUGAGGGGUUAGACCAGAGUCUGCCUGUGUUUCUGGUUCCUUAGGAAGUACUCCACUCUUCAGUUUCAGGCCCCAGCAUCCAUACUGUGCCCAGAUGAUGGGGCCCUGUUCUGCCUCAUCUCUUUCCCAUCACACUCUGGCCUAGCCAGUGUCUGGUGCCCAGUGACCUUGGGGAGCCUGGCUGCAGG